Messenger RNA from Cinclus cinclus, 1179 nucleotides. RefSeq names its product pipecolic acid and sarcosine oxidase (gene PIPOX). NCBI's taxonomy places the organism in Eukaryota, Metazoa, Chordata, Aves, Passeriformes, Cinclidae. Gene Ontology annotation, molecular function: flavin adenine dinucleotide binding; L-pipecolate oxidase activity; sarcosine oxidase activity. The coding region runs from base 1 to 1179 and encodes 392 amino acids. The transcript is spliced from 8 exons. The record is from RefSeq and is a predicted model, not a curated record. Gene Ontology annotation, cellular component: peroxisome.
AUGGCUGCCCCAAAACAGCCCCAGAAGUCCACCUACGAUAUCAUUGUCAUUGGGGCUGGCAUCCAGGGCUCUUUCACUGCCUACCACCUGGCCCAGCGCCACAAGGACACUCUGCUGCUGGAGCAGUUCCUCCUGCCCCACUCCCGGGGCAGUUCGCACGGGCAGAGCCGCAUCAUCCGCAGCGCCUACCCCCAGGAGUACUACUCGUGCAUGAUGCCCGAGAGCUUCCGCCUCUGGCAGCAGCUGGAAGCCGAGACCGGCACCACUCUUUACAGGCAGACGGGACUGGUGUUGCUGGGGCCGCCGGGAGAGCCGGAGCUGGAGGCCUGCAGGAGGAGCCUGGGUGUUGACGAAGUCCUCGACGCCGCAGCGCUGGCCCAGCGCUUCCCUGGCUUCCAGCUGCAAGCUGGCCAGGUGGCAGUGUUGGACAGCACUGCUGGGGUGCUCUUCGCUGACCGGGCACUGCGGGCAGUGCAGGAGGUUUUUCGUCGACAUGGGGGCACCCUGCGUGACGGGGAGAAAGUGCUGCGCAUUGAACCUGGGCCCACGGUCACUGUCACCACCACUGCUGGGGUGUACAAAGCCCCCCGGCUCAUCAUCACGGCCGGAGCCUGGACAGGUGCCUUUGUGGAACAACUGGGUCUCCGCCUGCCGCUGCAGCCCCUGCGCAUCAAUGUCUGCUACUGGAGGGAGAAACAACCUGGGAGUGCUGGCUUGGGCAGUGUCAGUCCCUGCUUCUUGACCCUGGGGCUGAGCCAAGCCCCCCACGGCAUUUACGGGCUGCCCUCCAUUGAGUACCCAGGUCUGAUGAAGGUGUGCCACCACCACGGCAGCCCCACUGAACCAGAGAAGCGGGAUCAGGCCCCCUCGAGCACCCCCCACCCUGACAUUGCCAUCCUAAGCAGCUUCAUCAGCAGCUAUCUGCCCGGGCUGGAGAUCCAGCCAGCAGUGAUGGAGACCUGCCUCUACACGAAUACUCCAGAUGAAGAUUUCAUCAUGGACCAGCAUCCCAAGUUCAGAAACAUUGUCAUUGGCACCGGCUUCUCAGGCCAUGGGUUCAAGAUGGCACCAGUGGUGGGGAAGUUGCUGUGUGAACUGAGCCUGGGCGAGGAGCCAUCCUACAACAUGGCCCACUUUGCCAUCACUCGUUUCUCUGGUGUGCUUGGGUCUGCACAGUAG